This is a messenger RNA of Neohortaea acidophila, 1895 nucleotides long. RefSeq lists its product as uncharacterized. The record is from RefSeq and is a predicted model, not a curated record. Gene Ontology annotation, cellular component: cytoplasm. The coding region runs from base 70 to 1755 and encodes 561 amino acids. The transcript has a single exon. Lineage: Eukaryota; Fungi; Ascomycota; Dothideomycetes; Mycosphaerellales; Teratosphaeriaceae. Gene Ontology annotation, molecular function: ATP binding; heat shock protein binding. Gene Ontology annotation, biological process: protein refolding; response to heat.
CAACCGCAACGACAUCUGUCACGUCUGUCGCUCGAAUAGAUCCUCUUUAUCAGUUCCUAGAGGAGCGCCAUGAGUCUGGCAUCGCCGGCGUUGCUCCCGAAAGCGGCCGCGCCGCUGCGCCUCCUCGCCGCAACUCGACCCUCAUGUCAAAGAUAUCAAGACCGACAAAAUCAAUCCCCUUCUCAUCGCCAAUUCCACAAUGUGUCGGCUCAGUCCUCACACCGCCGACCCCGGCUCUCCUCCCACAUUCGCACCGACCAUGAGCGGAUAGCACGCCCGCGACGAGACUUUCACGCCUCCUCCUCGCUCCAAGCCACCAAGGAUCCCUACAAAGCGCUCGGCGUGGGCACGAAUGCGUCCAGCGGCGAGAUCAAAAAGGCGUACUAUGGUCUAGCGAAGAAAUACCACCCCGACACCAACAAAGAACCCAAAGCGAAGGAGUUAUUCGCCGACGCGCAAUCUGCAUACGAACUCCUCUCCGACCCUAAGAAGAAAGAGGCCUGGGAUCAAUAUGGUGCUGCGGCGUUCGAUCAAGGGGCUGGCUUCAAUCCUGGAGGUCCGGGUGCGGGCCCCGGCGGUAAUCCAUUCGCUGGCGCACAAGGCUUUGGUGGGUUUGGAGGAGCGGCUGGCGGCUUUGGGGCGGACUUCAAUUUUGAGGAUUUGUUUUCUGCUUUUGGGGGGACUGGGGCGAGGAGGGGCCGAAGAGGCGGUGGGCCAUUCCAAGAAGAGAUUAUGGUUGGCGAGAAUAUCGAGGUGCAGACGAAUAUCAGCUUCGUGGAUGCUGCGAAGGGCGUGCAGAAGGAUAUCACUAUCACGCCGCUGGUGCAAUGCAAAACGUGCACUGGCAACGGGCUGAAGAAGGGGAUGAGCAGGAGUCAGUGUAAGACUUGCGAUGGGACGGGAACGAGAGUGCAUUUCAUGCAGGGCGGCUUCCAGAUGGCGAGUACUUGCAACUCGUGUGGCGGCACCGGCGUCACAAUUCCAAGGGGAGGGGAGUGUGGCACGUGCAAGGGUAAUGGUGCGGUGAGGGAGAAGAAGACGGUGACGGUGGACAUCCCUGGAGGUGUGGAAGACGGGAUGAGGUUAAGAGUGAUGGGAGAGGGAGAUUACCCGCCUACAGGCCAGGCAUCGAAUCCCAAGGCCCGGACAGAGAAGGGCGACCUCUACGUGUUCAUCCGAAUUGCGCCGGACUCGAAGUUUUCGCGCUCUGGAUCCGACAUUCUUUACACCGCCGCCAUUCCUUUGACGACCGCCCUGCUCGGCGGCGAGAUCCACAUCCCGACGCUGGAAGGCGAGGUCAAGGUCAAGGUGGCCACGGGUACCGGGACUGGCGAUAAGAUUACCUUGAGCGGAUUGGGCAUGAAGAAGCUCAGUUCGCGACGGGGCAACAACGGCGACAUGAGGGUGGAAUUCAAGGUGCAGAUGCCGAAGUAUCUGUCCGUCAACCAGCGCACGAUCAUCGAGAUGCUCGCGGACGAGAUGGGCGAUCGGCAAGCGAAGAGGGUGAUGAACCUCAAUCAGUUCCGAGAUGCGCCGCCGGCGGACAGCAAGACGGAAGGGUCUGGCUCGAAACCGUAUCAGCGACCUGGAGCGACUGCGGAAGACCACAAGAACGAGGGCUUUUUGAAGAACAUGUGGCAUAACAUUACCGGGCAGCACGAUGAGCAGAAGAAGGGGAGUGAGAGCGGCAGUAACAGCAACCAGAGUCAGGACGAAGAGCCGCCGAAGAAGGCAUCUGGCAGUGGAUCGGGAUGACAGCACUACAGGGAGUGGUCAUAUUGCUUAGCGUUCUUGUUUGCAUCAUUGGCGUGACGGGGUGGCGAAUGUAGACACUGUACAGUAGAGAGAGAGGGAGCGGCUGGACUUGAUAGCGAGCAAUGCGCAUCUCGGCUCAC